AUGGCUGAGGCGCAUGCCCUAUUUCAGGUAGACCAUAAAAAAGAUUUCACACAUGAGAAUGUAUGGCGGAUGGUGAAAGAUGAACCAAAGUGGAAGGGACAAUCAAUGAAAACCAAUUCAAGGGGACAAAAGAAGUCAGCAGCUGGCGCCGACGGAACAUCGACUGACACAAGUGCAUCAAUUGAUUGCGACGAAUAUGAGGCAACACCACCAACAACCCGCCCGAAGGGCAAAAAGGCAGAGAAGAGAAAGGCCAAAACAACAGAUACUGCGUCAAGUACUCUAUCUUUUGCUCCUCACCCUGAUGUGUUAGCCAUGGGGAAGGCUAAAAUGGAAAUGAUGGCAAAUUUUAGGGAGAUAAGGAACAGAGAACUAGAUUUGCAACAAGCUGACCAACAACUGAAACAAAGUGAACUGCAAUUGAGAUAG
This is a messenger RNA of Lotus japonicus, 429 nucleotides long. RefSeq lists its product as uncharacterized. The transcript has a single exon. Bases 1 to 429 code for a protein of 142 amino acids. The record is from RefSeq and is a predicted model, not a curated record. Lineage: Eukaryota; Viridiplantae; Streptophyta; Magnoliopsida; Fabales; Fabaceae.